GGGAGAAGAAAACCCAUCAAAAACCCUUAUCCCCUCCUGCUGCCAAACCCCAUCGUAUCCGUCCCGAUGUCCUCCUCCUUCUCUGCUACCCAGCACUUGAGUGCUACGCUCUCCGCCCCUCUCCCUCGUCGCCGCAACAAUUCCCCUCGACCCUCCUCCCUCAAAUGUCAUCUCUCCUCUUCCCACGAUUCUGAUACCUCUAAUCACGCCCUCUUCAAAACCCUCCCCAAGACCCUCGCCCUCUCUUCCGCCGCCGCCGCCCUCCUCUUCAGCUCCACCGGCCUCCCGCUCCUCCUCUCCAAUGGAUCCGGAGAUUUCGGCGGCGGCGGUGCUAAUGGCCUGGGUGGUGGCGGGGGCGGGGGCGGAUGGAACUGGUUCGGCGGCACCGGCGGAGAUGGGAAUGGGUUCUUCUCUAGACUUUUCUCCCCGGCAGAUGCUAUUGCCGAUGAAUCCCCUUCUCAGGAGUGGGAUUCCCAUGGGCUGCCGGCCAACAUUGUUGUUCAACUCAAUAAGCUCAGUGGAUUUAAAAAGUAUAAAAUUUCAGAGAUUCUAUUCUUCGAUCGGAGGAGAUGGAAAACAGUGGGCACCGAAGAUUCCUUCUUCGAGAUGGUUUCACUGCGUCCCGGUGGCGUAUACACCAAGGCCCAGCUUCAGAAGGAGCUUGAGACCCUGGCUACCUGCGGAAUGUUCGAGAAGGUAGAUAUGGAAGGCAAAACUAACGCCGAUGGAACCAUCGGAAUUACAAUAUCUUUCACCGAGAGCACGUGGCAGUCAGCCGAUCGGUUCCGCUGCAUUAAUGUGGGCUUGAUGCAGCAGUCGAAGCCCAUUGAGAUGGACGCGGACAUGACUGAUAAGGAAAAGCUGGAGUACUUUAGAAGUCAGGAGGAGGACUACAAGAGGAGAAUUCAGAGGGCAAGGGCGUGUCUUCUGCCGAUGCCUGUGCACAUGGAGAUUAUGCAGAUGCUGAAGGAGCAAGGAAAAGUGAGUGCCAGGCUAUUGCAGAAGAUAAGGGAUCGGGUCCAGAAGUGGUAUCAGGAUGAAGGCUAUGCAUGCGCACAGGUGGUUAAUUUUGGGAACCUGAACACGAAGGAGGUCGUCUGUGAGGUUGUAGAAGGGGAUAUCACCCAAUUGGUCAUUCAAUUCCAGGAUAAGCUUGGCAAUGUUGUUGAAGGUAACACUGAUGUCGCGGUGGUCGAAAGAGAACUGCCGAAACAGCUACGCCCAGGUUACAUUUUCAACAUCGAGGCAGGGAAGCAAGCUUUAAGAAACAUCAACUCCCUUGCUCUGUUUUCAAACAUUGAAGUGAAUCCACGGCCUGAUGAGAAGAAUGAGGGAGGAAUUAUCGUUGAGAUUAAGCUUAAAGAAUUAGAACAGAAGACAGCAGAAGUCAGUACUGAGUGGAGUAUUGUCCCUGGACGAGGAGGACGUCCUACAUUGGCAUCACUGCAGCCAGGAGGCACUGUUACCUUUGAACACCGGAAUUUGCAAGGAUUGAAUAGAUCUCUUAUUGGUUCGGUGACAACUAGUAAUUUCUUCAAUCCUCAGGAUGAUUUGGCAUUUAAGCUUGAGUAUGCACAUCCGUAUUUGGACGGUGUAUAUAAUCCAAGUAACCGUACUCUUCGUGUAAGCUGCUUCAACAGUCGAAAGCUGAGUCCUGUAUUCACUGGAGGGCCAGGGGUUGAUGAAGUACCCCCAAUAUGGGUUGAUCGUGCUGGUGUCAAAGCCAAUAUCACUGAGAAUUUCACACGUCAGAGUAAAUUUACUUAUGGACUUGUGAUGGAAGAGAUAACAACUCGUGAUGAAAGUAGUCAUAUCUGUGCAAAUGGUCAACGAGUAUUGCCUAGUGGAGGAAUUAGUGCUGAUGGACCUCCAACCACCCUCAGUGGCACUGGCGUUGAUCGGAUGGCAUUUUUACAGGCCAAUAUUACGCGUGAUAACACAAAGUUUGUGAAUGGAACUAUCGUUGGAGACCGAAAUGUGUUCCAGGUGGAUCAAGGCCUUGGGAUUGGCAGCAAUUUCCCAUUCUUUAAUCGUCACCAGCUAACUGUGACACGAUUUAUCCAGUUGAUGUCGGUGGAGGAAGGUGCUGGCAAAGCACCACCGCCAGUGCUUGUUCUCCAUAGUCAUUAUGGUGGUUGUGUAGGCGAUCUUCCUAGUUACGAUGCUUUUACUCUUGGAGGUCCCUAUUCUGUGAGGGGUUACAACAUGGGUGAGCUUGGCGCAGCCAGAAACAUCCUUGAGCUUGCCGCCGAGUUACGGAUACCUAUCAAAGGUACCCAUGUGUAUGCCUUUGCAGAACAUGGAAAUGAUCUUGGAAGUUCGAAGAACGUCAAAGGGAAUCCCACAGAAGUGUACAGGCGAAUGGGACACGGAUCAUCCUACGGAGUUGGUCUCAAGCUUGGUCUGGUUAGAGCAGAAUACGCCGUUGACCACAACUCAGGAACUGGUGCAUUAUUCUUCCGUUUUGGAGAGAGAUUUUGAGCGGAAAUUAGUCAAUUAAAUGGUAUAUCGCUAAAAAUAAUAGGUUUUGUCAUGGUUUGCGGGAGAACUUUUGCAACCAUCCUUUGAUGAUUGGGCAAAAGCUUGUGGAUAUUCUGAGGUCAUCGUGCUAGCACUGAACUCGUUUUUCCCUGAUUUUUUGGUUUCCCCCGAAAAUUUAGUAUAGAAUUUAUGUGAAAAUGUUGUGACAGAUUAUAUCUUGUUGGUUAUUGUUAUUAUUUUCAUGUAUUUAAUCUAUUUCUGCUGCCAAAA
Molecule: messenger RNA, 2751 nt
Organism: Neltuma alba
Lineage: Eukaryota; Viridiplantae; Streptophyta; Magnoliopsida; Fabales; Fabaceae
Product: protein TOC75-3, chloroplastic-like
Biological process (GO): chloroplast organization; intracellular protein transport; protein import into chloroplast stroma
Cellular component (GO): chloroplast outer membrane
Molecular function (GO): protein-transporting ATPase activity
Source: RefSeq, a predicted model, not a curated record